Molecule: messenger RNA, 2447 nt
Organism: Homo sapiens (human)
Lineage: Eukaryota; Metazoa; Chordata; Mammalia; Primates; Hominidae
Gene: AKT1S1
Product: AKT1 substrate 1
Exons: 5
Coding region: 733-1563 (276 amino acids)
Biological process (GO): regulation of apoptotic process; negative regulation of TOR signaling; neurotrophin TRK receptor signaling pathway
Cellular component (GO): cytosol
Source: RefSeq, marked validated
AUAUUGUAUACUGGAAUUGAAGCCAAGGAGGUACCAUUUUGCUCGAGGGCAUGGCCUAAGCCGGUCAGCUAAGGCCAUGUUAAUACGGGGCUGUCCCAUCUCUCUGCGGGGCGCGACAGCUGGAAGAGCCGAACGGAUAAGAGAAGAGGAGGUGAGAGGAGCUGUACACCACAAGAGGCACUGAGGGACUCAGGAUAACGGGAUGAAGCCGUCAGUGCCCCCAGAAACGAAGCGGCCCCGGACGAAUUUCUGAGUCACCGUCGCGAGAAAGCGGGCUGAGCCGCCAUUUUGAAGCCUGGCAAACCGAAGCAAGAAAUGCUGCCGUGUUGGAUCUUUGCCAGCCUUCGUGCCGAAUGGGAGCAGGUUGGAGGGAGGGAGAGCCAAUAUACACUAUGGGCUGAUUAAGCCCGGUUGGCUGCCAUGUUGUUAACGAGCACCGAUUUCCUCUACUUUUGUCGAAGAAGUUUAUUGUGGGUCAGGGACGUCAGGUCGCUUGCCUUCGUUUACUGUGGUCAUGAUUGAGCAUAUGAGGACGGCCAUUAUUGUUGGGGGCAAAUGGAAAUGCUCUAGGCGGGGCCAUUUUUCUUAGGGGCAAGCUGUCGUCACCCUUGUCAACUGGUUCGGAUGAAGCCCCUGUGGCCGCCAUCUUGAUCUCGGGCGGCCCCGAUAAGGGAGGCGGAGUGUGCGGAGAGGAGGCGGGGCAACUGCGCGGACGUGACGCAAGGCGCCGCCAUGUCUUUUGAGGGCGGUGACGGCGCCGGGCCGGCCAUGCUGGCUACGGGCACGGCGCGGAUGGCGUCGGGGCGCCCCGAGGAGCUGUGGGAGGCCGUGGUGGGGGCCGCUGAGCGCUUCCGGGCCCGGACUGGCACGGAGCUGGUGCUGCUGACCGCGGCCCCGCCGCCACCACCCCGCCCGGGCCCCUGUGCCUAUGCUGCCCAUGGUCGAGGAGCCCUGGCGGAGGCAGCGCGCCGUUGCCUCCACGACAUCGCACUGGCCCACAGGGCUGCCACUGCUGCUCGGCCUCCUGCGCCCCCACCAGCACCACAGCCACCCAGUCCCACACCCAGCCCACCCCGGCCUACCCUGGCCAGAGAGGACAACGAGGAGGACGAGGAUGAGCCCACAGAGACAGAGACCUCCGGGGAGCAGCUGGGCAUUAGUGAUAAUGGAGGGCUCUUUGUGAUGGAUGAGGACGCCACCCUCCAGGACCUUCCCCCCUUCUGUGAGUCAGACCCCGAGAGUACAGAUGAUGGCAGCCUGAGCGAGGAGACCCCCGCCGGCCCCCCCACCUGCUCAGUGCCCCCAGCCUCAGCCCUACCCACACAGCAGUACGCCAAGUCCCUGCCUGUGUCUGUGCCCGUCUGGGGCUUCAAGGAGAAGAGGACAGAGGCGCGGUCAUCAGAUGAGGAGAAUGGGCCGCCCUCUUCGCCCGACCUGGACCGCAUCGCGGCGAGCAUGCGCGCGCUGGUGCUGCGAGAGGCCGAGGACACCCAGGUCUUCGGGGACCUGCCACGGCCGCGGCUUAACACCAGCGACUUCCAGAAGCUGAAGCGGAAAUAUUGAAGUCCAGGGAGGGAGCGCCCCGGGCCGCGUCCGCCCCGUCCCACACUACGCCCCCGCCCCACUCCCGGGGCCUGCUAAUCUGAGGCCGAUCCGGGACCGGCCUCCUUGCGUCUCCCAUUCCCAAGAUUGUCCCGCCUCUGCCAAUCCCCGCCGUCCUUCCAGCCCACGACCUGCCGCGCCGAGGAGCGGCAUCUGUCCCGUUUCCCGAUUGGGUCUGUCGUCUCUCUCCGCCUAGCGACAGAUUCCUUCUAUUAAGGGAUUGGCUCGCUGAGUUCUAAGCUCUAAAUGGGUCAACUCCUUUGUUUUCCGCCUAGCGACAAGGGAUUUGCUCGCACGGCAUUGGCUCCAUCCCCUAGUCGCUGGACAGCUCUUUUUUUGAUUGGCUCAAAUCCUGUAAAGGGCUUGACCAGUCUCUACAUAGUCACCGUCCGCUUUUCCUGAGUUCUCCCUCCCAAUUGGCUCCAGCUUCCUGGGGGCGUGGCCAAGCCCUCCUCUUCCCAGAAUUGGCCCGGGGCCUUCAAUUUACGUUCUUUACACUACGGGGACUGGGGUCGUCUUUGCCCACGUCCCGACAACUUGUUCCCUGACCCCCUCAGGGAUGGCCCCAAACUGUCCCUGCCUCUGGCACCCCCUUUCAUUGGUUCCAUCCAUCCCCACAACAGCCUGCCAAUCGAAGCCCGUCCCUGCAUCCAGGAUGGUACCAGCUCCCGCCCCUCGCCCCCCACCUCCACAGGUGCCUUAAAGGGCCCUCGUCCACCCAAGGUGGGGGGCAGGGGCCCUCACUCUCCGGCCCUGGUGUGGGGGAGAGAGUGAGGGGUUGGGGGAUCGGCAGUUGGGAGGGGCGCUCUGAGAUUAAAGAGUUUUACCUCUGAGAUAAAUGUGAA